AUGUCAUGGGACCUUCUGCCCUUGAUCACGCUCUUUGUUGCCUUCAUCAGCCUCUGGUGGUUGCGUAAAUACUUGCCUGCAUCCAAAAAGAUUGUCUACACCGUCACCACUGCGGCCAUCCUACACCUGUUCGGCCGUGCCGUCAUGCAUCGCAUCUACUUUACCGCCCACGAGGCCGUUAUAAAGGCUUCUCCUGUUGCGCGCUUCCACAUGAUUCUAACUCUAGGUGCUGUGGUCUGGCUUCUUCACCGUGCCUUCCAAACUUUGUGGAAGCCCGUAUCCGAGCUCGUGAAUAUCCUUGGUGUUGACAUUCCGCAGGCCCCUGAGGUGUGCCUAGCCGGUAUUCGAUCAGACGCAGCUACCCUCGCCUGGGCGCGACCCAAUUCCCAUCGCUUGGCGCCAAAGUAUCUGAUACAGGUGAAUGGCGUGCAAGUGGGAGAGGCCAGUGGAAGCGAGCCGGGCAUCACGAUCACCGGAUUGAAGCCGAAUCAUUUUUACAACAUAAGGGUCGUCGCUGUUGGCCAUAACAACUUCCGAUCCGGCAGUCCCGUCAUACGACUAAGAACGUUUGGUAAAGACGGUCGCCCACAGUUGGGAAACUCUCGCUUGCCAAAGAAUUUCGUCGACCCGGACCAGUCGAGCGCGGAUGCCCGCUAUGACAUGGAUGGUUCGGAUAAACCCAGCUCAUCUGUGCCAGCAGUCGAGGCGACACCAGUACUUGAUGGGGCGGCAAACCCAUCACGAGAUGUUGCCACUGCGGCGCCGGGCCCACGAAGGAAUACAGUCAAUCGACGGCACUCCCCGUCUGUCGCCAGUACGGACCAGGCACAAUCCAAGCUUGUCCCAUCCAACGAACCGGAAAUGUCCUUGAUGGAGCUCAAUGACAAGUUUGAGAGCAUCAGGAAAGAAAUCGAAGCUACGCUACAAUUGAUAGCCAAGGAGCAAGCCGAGGCCGGCCAACAAGAAGACGAGCUGAAAAAGGAGCGUGACCGCAAGAGACAGGCCCUCAAGGAGAAGGAAGAACACACGAUGCAACUCAGAGCGAUGAUACGAUCCACGAUGGAGCAGAUGCGAGCAGCUGAGAAGGAGCGUUCGAAAAAGGAACAGCUGCUGAAGGAGAAGGAGACGAAAAAGACCAAGAUCAGGGACAACAUCACCAGGCUCGAGAAGGAGACGGAACGAAUGAAGAAGGAGCGGCAAAGUUUUGACGUGCAGAGAACGGCGCUGGAGGAGAAGCGCGAUCGAGAUGUUCGAGAGCUUGACGUUGGCAAUGCCGAUCUUCAAGAAACGUGUUCCGAGCUCGAGGCCGAGCUCAAGGAGAAGGGCAAGCAGCUGCAGGAGCUCAAGGCGGCCAGGGAACUGUUGCCUGGUGCCAACGACGAGCGAUGGAAGGAGGACGACUUUAGACUAAAGCGAGAGUGGGAGAUGGCGAGGCGAGAGUUGCACAGCCGCUUAGUAGCAGAAACAAAGCAGGGAGUCAUGCUGGAUCAACAAAUCAGGUCUCUGACUCAACAGUUGGUGUUACAUCAGCAACAGGCUGGUAUCAACUUCUACAACAAGCCAGCCUCGACGACGAUGGACUACGACGCAACUGCAGCAUCGCAGUCGGCAAAUGGCUCGAGUUUUCCCGGCAGUGGUGGCGGUCUCGGAGGCACUCCCGUGUCUUCGCCUCCCCCGGCGGCUCCCCCGGAGCCCAGUUUCCAAGCUGGCAAUGCGGCUUUCACCCAGGCAGGCUUCGGUUCCGGAUUCUUCAUGGAUAUAGCAGCCAACACUGGUGCCAACGUCAGUUCGGAAGCCGAGCUAAAGUCUGCUGGCGGCCCGCUGAGUCCCUCGGCGCAAACCCUACUGCCCGCAAACAUUUUCGACGACAAUGAGGAUUCUCUGGAAGGUAAGCAUUCGGGCCGUCCACUAUUGCCGGAACCCGCCAUGGACGACGACCAAGGCCUACAAUCGCCAGCUUCCCCGGCCGCCUCAAUCCCCGUAGUUUCCAGUCCCCAUGGUUCCGCUCACAACUUGCCUUUCCCACAGCAUACGGAUGCCAGUGAGCGGAUGCCGCUGACCAUGAACUCGUCUCCAACAGCGCCGUCGGCCAGCAGCCAUCGCCUCACCAAUCUGUGGUCCAGCCUCCACCGCAGCAACAGGACUCCGAAGAUCUCCGAAGAUGGCGGUCCGCCCAUAGGCUCUCUCAAAAUUGGCCAGAGCCAGUCGUUCCCACGUGGUGCCGACGAUGGUGAGGGUAUGGAGAGCCGAUGGAAGUACUGGCCCUGGGUCGGCAAGAACUCCACCGGCCAAGACGGCUCGAUUGGAGGGCAAAGUCCUUUCUCUACCCGACGAGUUAGCUCUUUCAAAGGCCCCAGGAUUUCCACCAUCUCUGACCAAGAGAAAGGCCACUCCCGGCCUCCAUCCAUCAAUUCGACGGAGCCCCCCCGCCCAUCUACCGAUAGCGGCUCCAUUUGGGGGGCUCCGGGCGAUGUUGCCGGUCCCAUGAACCGAGUCUGGUCACCCGGUGACAAUCAUUGGCAGAGCAGGAAUGGGUCAAGGCGUCCAUCCGUACAUGGUUCGACCACAGCCUUGACGACUACGUUGGCUUCGGCCGACGACGAAAUCUUGGAUGUCAAAGAUUUGAGGGAUCCUCAAACGCUCGCCAGUCAAGUUGGCGUCAUCGGUACUCGUCCACCAGGUGCUGUCACAGUACCCAGAACGAUGAAUCAACGUCUGAACCCGAAUGCUCCCAGCUUCAUGGGCAAUAUGGGAAACAUAUUCCGCAAGGACAAGGACAAAGACAAAGACAAAGACAAGGACAAGGACAAGGACAAGGACAAGGACAAGGAACGAGCCAAAGACAAGAACAAAGAGGAUAAGGGCAAGGGCAAGGAAAUCACCCCGCCAAGCAUGGACUUGGCACAGGACGUCGACGACUCGCCGUCCGGUUCGCGCAUUUCUAGAGAUACCUACUCCUUUCACACAGGGACCUCGGUGUCUGAAUCCCGUGAAUCGCUGCAACUAGAUUUGACGCAGUCAAACACACCAUCAGAACUGAACUCGGGCUCCACGUCCAAUCUGAAGGAAUCCGACAAUGUCGUCAGAAAGCUGUUCCGCAAAGGCAGCUCCGGAAAGUUUAGCCUUUCGUCCAGACUUGGUAAAGAAUCUGGCCUAUUUAAGAAGGGCCCUGGGAGUACCUCCAACUCGGAUCGGAACGUGUCCGCUGAGCAGCGCAUGAGUAUUGGCGACGCAGAUGAUCUUGGGGAUGACGGGAUGCCGUUCGGACGCAGUUACGACAGCAUGGCCAGCAGCCCUUUACUAGGACCUUCAAAAUCCAAGGACAGCCGAGAAGGUCGAAUGAGUUCGUGGCGCUUUUCAAUCAAGAAAAAGGAGCAAGGACACGACCUUUAA
Molecule: messenger RNA, 3393 nt
Organism: Ustilaginoidea virens
Lineage: Eukaryota; Fungi; Ascomycota; Sordariomycetes; Hypocreales; Clavicipitaceae
Exons: 3
Coding region: 1-3393 (1130 amino acids)
Molecular function (GO): protein binding
Source: RefSeq, a predicted model, not a curated record